AUGAGUAUCUCAGCUCUGGGAGGCAGCACCAAAGGGAAGUCUCUGCCACCAGGUGAGGAGGAGCGCAAUAACGUCCUCAAGCAGAUGAAAGUGCGAACCACACUGAAGGGUGACAAGAGCUGGAUCACCAAGCAAGAUGAAUCGGAGGGUCACACCAUAGAGCUGCCCUCAUGCCGGAAUCGUGCCACAUCCUUUUCAUCAGCUGGAGAGAUCGCGAAGGCCAGGCCUCCAAGUACAGGGGCUCCCACUGGCUAUAUCAUCCGGGGAGUAUUCACCAAGCCCAUAGACAGCUCAUCCCAGCCACAGCAGCACUUUCCCAAGACCAACGGAGCUCCAAAAAGUGCUGCUGGUGUGAUGGGAGCAACUAACUUUGGCCCUCCCCGCCCCUCCUCCUCUGGCUACAAGAUGACCACUGAGGAUUACAAGAAGCUGGCACCCUACAACAUCAGGCGCAGCUCCACUUCAGGGGCUGAGGAAGAAGAAGUGCCCUUCUCUUCAGAUGAGCAGAAACGGAGGUCAGAGGCUGCAAGCAGUGUGUUGAGGAAGACAGCCCCACGAGAACACUCCUAUGUCUUGUCGGCAGCCAAGAAGAGCACUGGUCCUACACAGGAGUUGCAGACCCCAUUUGUUGCAAAAAGGGUUGAGGUGGUGGAUGAGGACGGGCCUUCUGAGAGGAGCGAGGUAUCACCUGAUCUGGCAAGACCCACUCCUGGCUUGAGCAGUGAGGAUGGAGGCAGAAUCAAAGUGUGUCAGGCGACUCAGAUCAAGUGCAUGUUGAGUGUGCCUAGCUCCUCUGGGAGCCAGGAACUGAGCUCCAGAGGUGAGGAGAUUGUCCGCCUGCAGAUCAUGACGCCCAGGGCAGGACUCCGCCUGGUGGCCCCAGACCUUGAAGGCGUGAGGUCUUCCCCAGGCCACAAAGACAAGGAGGUACCCUGCUCCAUAGAGCUCAAGAGAGACUCCGCUGGUGAGAAGACCUUCAAGGGCCCCAUCACAGAUUCUGAAAGAUCAACUACACUGUUGAGUGAUGGCAACGUGGAAUCCGGAGCCACAGGGUCUCCACCAGAAGGCUUAGCUGGAGCAGACAUUGGCUCAGAGAGAACAGGGUUGGGCUCAGCUGCCAGCUUCACCCCUUUCCUGGAUGAUCAAGAUGUAUAUGGUGCCAACUCUCACUCCUGCAAGCUUGGACCAGUGGCCAUCAGCUCCAGUACUACUUUGGCCUCUGCCUCGCUGGCUGAUAGGAAGAAUGACAGUGCAGACCUGGAAGAUACAAAGGCAGACUCCAAGGGGUAUAUUGAGAAGAGGGUAGAGAGGGAUGAGGAAGUAGGGCUGCCUGGAGGUUGUAAAGGCGAGGAAGGGCGGACCCCAAGCUUGCAGGGACCUGAGUUGCAGACGCAGACUUUGUGCGCCUGCACGUGUCAAACCCAAUGCAAUCUUAACCGAGCCAUGCGCGCCUGCGCCUUGGUGAAACUGCGCCGGCGCAUGCGCCUGCGCACAUGUGCGUCUGCCCGCGCGGCCACUAGAGUCGGCGCCUAG
Castor canadensis (American beaver) is the source of this 1533-nucleotide messenger RNA. NCBI's taxonomy places the organism in Eukaryota, Metazoa, Chordata, Mammalia, Rodentia, Castoridae. The record is from RefSeq and is a predicted model, not a curated record.